CGUGUGCGUGUGUGUGUGUGUGUGUGUGUGUGUGUGGGGUGAGUGUGUGUGUGUGUGUGUGCGCUCACGCUUGGGCACAGUUGGAGAUCACCAGAGGGGACCCAGUUUCAUCACUACUGUAGUUUAUUUAUUUCACCUGAAGGGGGCGGCACCGAGUUUCACCUGCAGUACCGUGUUUCACCUGAGGGGGGCAGCACCAUGUCCAUGCUGCCUCUCUUCUCUCUGUGUGUGUGUGUGUGUGUGUGUGUGUGUGUGUGCGCACGUGUGUGUAUUUUCAUGUUCCAUGCACUUGUUGUGAGGUUUUGAUAACUGGGGUGUUUUUGUUUUUGUUUUGUUGUUCUUGUUUUUUUUAUAGCCGUGGUAACAAUGGUAACCGUGGUAACAAUCAUUACUGUUCACAUUUGUUGUGUUUCCAUGGCAACAUUCCAAGUGCCACUUGAGUAUUGCGCUUUUAUUCCAGUGUGUGUGUGUGUGUGUGUGUGUGUGUGUGUGUGAGUAUUUCCUGCGGUCGCUGUCUGACCCUACUCUACAGAACGGAGACCAAGUUCAGAUUUUAGUUGUUAAUCCCAUAGAAUGUAUAAUUGGAGUUUAGAGUUAGCCACAGUAUAUAAAGAGCAUUUAUAUUAUAUGACGUUUUGAUGUUUAAGUUAUGAAUAUAUAAUUGUUUGUACACGUGUGCCUGCAGUGGAAGUGUUGAGAGGACGGCCUUUGACAGGCUUCUGUAACAUUGAAACUAAAAAUAAAAGUGUUUUCUGACCAACGUCACGGUGAAAUGAGUCUCAUUUGUUCAACUGUCAUCCGGGAGAUAACAAAAAAAAAAAAAAAAAAGCAGCCGUGGCGCGUGUGGCACGUGCAGCCAUUAAUUUACUUGAAUAUUAAACUCAUCAUCAUCUUAGAGCGCGUGUGCUGCUGUAGCCUGAAGCUCGUGCGGUGCGUCACCUUUAAGACGCCCGCGACAUUUUUUCUCUCAUCCAGCUUCUCCGCAAACCGUCACGCGAAACAACAGCGGCCCUGCCGCAAAUGACUCGUCUUUGUGAAACUCUUAUCUACCGACCGAAGGACGAUUGACUGCGGACUCGGUUUGAAGUUGAAGCUGUUCGAAUUGAAUAUUUUCCGUCGGCCGAUCGCAGCGGCGGCGGUGGGGGCGCGAGAAGAGGACGACCCGGAGCAGGAGCAGCGCGCGUGUGGAGGAGGGGACGGCGCGUGAGAGGGGUGUAUACUCAAAAUGCGAUCCCUUUAAAACAAGGGGGACACGGCGGUGGGGAGAGAUAGAGGGGGAGAGAGAAGAGAUAAAAAAGGAAAAGAAAGAAAGACAGCGAGGGAGGGAGGGAGGGAGGAUUUAGAAAAAAAGAAAGAUGCCAUUCUCUCUCUCUCGAUUGAGAAACCGGGGUGGAGCCACCGACUACAGCCGAUCCAGGGUGCGCUAGCCAGGGAUCCGACUCAACGCGACACCGAGGCUUCAGGCCUGGCAGGAGCGCCAGAAUAAAACAUUAAUUGCAUUCCCCCACGAAUUAAGUCCAAACGAUAGCUUAAUUAAACGUCAUAUUACACGUAUAUUUUCUACAUGCAAGUAGUAUUGCAUGAUUGCUUUCCAAAGCCUGUUAGUGGGGUAACUAAAAUGAUUUUUGAUAAUUAAAUGAGAAUGACGAGGAGAACCACCUUACGUUUCGUUUCGUUUCACCGUUAAACGCAUGACUGAUAACGGUCACACGUGACCAAUGUGUUUUGAUGUGUCUAAACUGUGAUAGUGUUCGGAGAUCACCGGGUUCGUGUUUAGUUCCUAAUUAACACCGGAGGCUGAUCGCCUGCGCGAGGAUGAUGGAGACUCCCGAUGGCAACAUUCGGAGAAUGGAGCUCUCGCCCUGAGCGCGCGUGCACACACGAGUGCUGAACCGGAGUUUCGCCCCUAACUGUACAUCACCAAACUUGGCCCGUGCGAACCGGAGCCGCUGCCAGUAUCCCCCCCCUCCCGCCUCGAGGACCCUAGAGAGCGCGCUCACCGGUUUAUACCUUGGAAACGAAUCUCAUCAUGGACGCCACGUGGAGUAACUUUCUGUUUCAGACCCCGCCCUCCCAGGCCCCUACCGAUGGCACUAUCCAAUCAGAGCUGCUGCCAGAGCUCGCAGGCUCCGCCCACAGCCCCCCCUCGGAGCAGGAAGCCCCGCCCUCUACGGUGGACACCGCAGCUCUGAGUGAGGACCCGGAUACAGGCCUGUACCAAGAGAAAUUGAAGCCGGCGGCGGUGUCCCGGUCCUCUGCGCGUGCGUCGACACACAUCUGCUCCAUCUGCAGCAAGACGUUCAAGAACGGCUACAACCUGCGGCGGCAUCAGUCGGUGCACACAGGCGUGCGCAUGAAGGACCGCUCCGCCCGCGCCCAGACCACCGUGCCCCUCUCCCUGCUGCAGCUCACCCUGCCCCCCCCGCCCACGCCCCCCUCUUCUCAGCCCGCGCCUCCGGACCUGCAGAGGGACGCGGUCACUACAGCGACGGUGACCAUGGUGACGGCUCAGCCGCUGAGCACAGCUGUAGUUGUUGCUGGGACGAUGGUCCAGGUGUCCCAGAGUGCUUUGUUGCCCGCGCCCGUGCCCAGUGCCAGUCUGGUGUCGUGCCCGUCGUCGUCGUCGUCGUCGUCGUCGUCGGUGCGUAAGAACCACGCGUGCGAGGCGUGUGGCAAGGCGUUCCGGGACGUGUACCACCUGAACCGCCACCGGCUGUCCCACUCGGACGAGAAGCCCUUCAGCUGCCCCGUGUGCCAGCAGCGCUUCAAGCGCAAGGACCGCAUGAGCUACCACGUGCGCUCGCACCAGGGCGGCGUGGAGAAGCCUUACGUGUGCCCGCACUGUGCCAAGGGCUUCUCCAGGCCAGACCACCUGAACAGCCACGUCAGACAGGUGCACUCCACUGAAAGACCCUUCAAAUGCCCAACCUGCGAGUCGGCCUUCGCAACUAAGGACCGCCUCCGGGCUCACCUGAUUCGUCACGAGGAUAAAGUUCCGUGUCACGUGUGCGGCAAGCUGCUGUCACCUGCUUACAUCACAGAUCACAUGAGGGUGCACAACCAAUCACAGCACCGCAUCUGCCACCUGUGCAACCGCAGCUUCACCACGCUGACCUACCUGCGGGUUCACGCCCAGAAGCACCACGGGGCGGAGUGGAAGGAGGGGGGGGGCGGGCGUGCGGCGGGGGGGGUCCUGCUGUGCCAGCUCUGUGGGGUGCACUGUAAGACCCCCGCCCAGCUGCAGGGGCACAUGGGCACCCACACCGCCAUGCCAACCGAUGCCCCCGCCACGCCGGACAACGCCAACAUCACCGUUACCACCGGCAACAACACCGUCAGCCUGCUUGUCACUGACUGUUCCAGCAUAACUCCACAGACACACAGCUAACACACACACACACACACACACACAGACACACACACACACAC
Clupea harengus (Atlantic herring) is the source of this 3429-nucleotide messenger RNA. It is a transcript of the gene maza, whose product is annotated as myc-associated zinc finger protein. The record is from RefSeq and is a predicted model, not a curated record. Gene Ontology annotation, molecular function: DNA-binding transcription factor activity, RNA polymerase II-specific; RNA polymerase II cis-regulatory region sequence-specific DNA binding. Gene Ontology annotation, biological process: regulation of transcription by RNA polymerase II. The coding region runs from base 2030 to 3388 and encodes 452 amino acids. Lineage: Eukaryota; Metazoa; Chordata; Actinopteri; Clupeiformes; Clupeidae. The transcript is spliced from 7 exons.